Molecule: messenger RNA, 1185 nt
Organism: Bipolaris maydis ATCC 48331
Lineage: Eukaryota; Fungi; Ascomycota; Dothideomycetes; Pleosporales; Pleosporaceae
Cellular component (GO): membrane; microtubule; cytoplasm
Molecular function (GO): microtubule binding; GTPase activity
Source: RefSeq, a predicted model, not a curated record
AUGACGACAGUCAACUCCUCGAUGCUAUCGAUGAGCUCCGCUCUCUCGGAAUCGGAAGAUUGCUCGAGGGGAAAGGACUUCUGCAGAUUAUUGUCUGCGGAGAUCAAUCUUCUGGCAAAAGCUCGGUUCUUGAGGCUCUCACUCGUGUAUGCUCUCCGACGAAGAGCAGCACAUGCACAAGCUUUGCUACCGAACUUCGCCAAACCCAAAUUCUUCGACCACGUAUUGGAAGUCGAGAUUAUGGGUCCAAAGCUUGUCCCAUUGACGCUGGCCAACCUUCCCGGAGUUAUUCAUUAUAGCAACGCUCCAUCUGGCUCCCGGGAUAUUGAGCUGAUCAACGACGUGGUCGGAAAAUACAUAGCAGAGCCAAACAGCGUCAUUCUUGCCGUCGUCUCGACGCAUAACGAUCUUAAUCUCCAAGCUACCCUAACGAGAAUUCAGAAGAUUCACGGUGCCACAGACCGCACACUCGGUAUCAUAACCAAACCUGACGAGCUACCCCAAGGGUCGGAAAAGGAGCAGGAAUGUAUAGAGUACGCACACUCAAAUACAGCUAAGUUCAAAUACGGUUGCUGGGAUACUUUGCCAAUACGUGACGUGGGUCGCGGCAUUGAUAGCUUACGCCAAAAACUGAGCAAAAUGCUCAUCGAUCAUACCUUGCUCAGCCUGCCAUCUAUUGUGGACCGCCUUGAGAGAGACCUGAUUCAAAUCACACCAGACUUUCACAAACUGGGGGAUGCGUACAACACUGUCAAGCAAAUGCGCAAUUAUCUGUUUUACAUCUCGGACAGUUUCGGUGAGUAUACGAGGGAUGCACUUGAAGGCCCAUACCAUCGUAGGGACUUUUUUGGUGGCCCGCUAGAGCCUAACGGCCUAGAGAAACGCUUGGGAGCAAAUUUUCGCAAUCUGAACGAUACAUUCGCCACCAAGAUGCUCCAGCAAGGGCACAAGUGGCAUGUGGUUGAAAAGUACGACACGAAGCUGACUAGGGGUAUUACUCACCCUACCAUGAUCCUAAAAUCAGAUUUUCUCCAGCUUCAUAUGGAUGUUUUGGCGCACCGGGAAAGGACUAUGGAACUACCCGGAAUGUCCAAUCUAGCUUCGGUGGGCUCGCUUUUCCAACAACAGGCCGAACUAUGGGAGAGUAUUGCGUCCGAGCAUCUGGAAGCAGUAUGGGACCUUUAA